GGCGGGGCGCAGCGGGCGGGCCGAGCCGAAGCUGGAGGCGAGCAGUGUGGAGCCGACGCCAACGCCAUGCGCCGGGUCGAGCGCAGGGACGCUCCGGGCCCGGAGCCGCAGGGCAAGGCCUCGCUGGAAGGGCCGCCGGUAGAGCCCGGGCCCGGGGCUGGGACAGGGGCGCGCCGCAGCACCGAGUCCGAAGUGUACGAUGACGGCACCAACACCUUCUUCUGGAGAGCUCACACCUUAACGGUCUUGUUCAUCCUCACCUGCGCCCUUGGCUACGUGACCCUGCUGGAAGAGACUCCUCAGGAUACUGCCUACAACACCAAACGAGGGGUCGUGGCCAGCAUCUUAGUUUUCUUGUGCUUUGGAGUCACACAGGCCAAAGAUGGACCGUUCUCCAGACCUCACCCAGCUUACUGGAGGUUCUGGCUGUGCGUCAGCGUCGUCUACGAGCUCUUCCUCAUCUUCAUCCUCUUCCAGACGGUGCAUGAUGGAAGGCAGUUUUUGAAGUACAUCGACCCUAAGCUGGGUGUCCCCUUGCCAGAGCGAGACUAUGGAGGAAACUGCCUCAUUUAUGAUCCUGACAACAAGACGGACCCAUUUCACAACAUCUGGGACAAACUGGAUGGAUUUGUUCCUGCUCAUUUCCUCGGCUGGUAUUUAAAGACGCUCAUGAUUCGGGACUGGUGGAUGUGCAUGAUUAUCAGCGUGAUGUUCGAGUUCUUGGAAUACAGCUUGGAGCACCAGUUGCCCAAUUUCAGCGAGUGCUGGUGGGAUCACUGGAUAAUGGACGUGCUCCUGUGUAAUGGGCUGGGCAUCUACUGUGGCAUGAAGACCCUGGGCUGGCUUUCUCUGAAGACAUACAAGUGGCAGGGUCUGUGGAACAUCCCCACCUACAAGGGCAAGAUGAAGAGAAUCGCCUUCCAGUUCACGCCCUAUAGUUGGGUGCGCUUUGAAUGGAAACCAGCCUCCAGCCUGCGCCGGUGGCUGGGAGUCUGUGGCAUCAUCCUGGUUUUUCUCUUGGCAGAACUGAAUACCUUCUACCUGAAGUUUGUGCUGUGGAUGCCCCCAGAACAUUACCUGGUUCUGCUUCGACUGGUCUUCUUUGUGAACGUUGGGGGUGUGGCAAUGCGAGAGAUCUAUGACUUCAUGGAUGACCCGACAUUCCAUAAGAAGUUUGGUCAGCAGGCCUGGCUGGUGGCAGCCAUCACGGCCACAGAGUUCCUGAUUGUGGUGAAGUAUGAUCCCUACACGCUGACCCUGUCACUGCCCUUCUAUGUGGCGCAGUGCUGGAUCCUGGGCACCGUGCUCAUCCUCACCUGGACCGUCUGGCGGUUCUUCCUGCGGGACAUCACCCUGCGGUACAAAGAGAUCAGACGUCAGAAGCAGGAAAGCAGGUGUGAAGUGGACCGGGCCUUGAUGGAUGGCAGCCAAGGGCAUUCUCCACUGUUGGAAGAACAGGACAAAGAUGGGGAGCUGUGAGCAGACCUCCGCUGGCCCCUGGCUUCAGCCCUCCUGGAAACUUUGGGUGGGCCACUGCCCUGCUGGCCCACCCCAGGGACCCGCCCUGGAUCCAGCAGCCAGGGCUCCAGAUGGGCAGCAUCUGCCCAGCCGGUGACAGAGCAGAAGAUGACAGUGGCCUGGGGGGCUCAGGGCUUGCCCUGGCUGAGGGCGGGGGAGAAGAGGACCACCGAGCUGCCCCACCCGCUUGGCAGCAGUGGCUGGGGCAGCCAGAGGGCCCAGAGGCAGGCCGCAGUGAGUCGUGACCUCCCAGAAUGGAGCGGAGGCUGCCCGUGGGGUGAAGGGCCGGCGGGCAGGGCUGGGUCUGAUGGCAGAAGGCUCUUUCUCCAUCAGAACCUGCCUUGAAUUAGUCAGUCUACAGUCUGGGGAGGCAUCGGCACCUCUCAGGGGCCCUGGCAGCGAGGUGUGGCAUCUCACUUGCCACAGAGAAGUGGUCGGGGCCGGUGUCUGUCCGUUAGUGGGAGCAGAGUACAAAUAAAGAGAAAUGAAGGAAA
Molecule: messenger RNA, 2012 nt
Organism: Phascolarctos cinereus (koala)
Lineage: Eukaryota; Metazoa; Chordata; Mammalia; Diprotodontia; Phascolarctidae
Gene: PTDSS2
Product: phosphatidylserine synthase 2
Biological process (GO): phosphatidylserine biosynthetic process
Molecular function (GO): L-serine-phosphatidylethanolamine phosphatidyltransferase activity
Source: RefSeq, a predicted model, not a curated record